This is a messenger RNA of Orycteropus afer afer, 1497 nucleotides long. RefSeq names its product trichoplein keratin filament binding (gene TCHP). Lineage: Eukaryota; Metazoa; Chordata; Mammalia; Tubulidentata; Orycteropodidae. Gene Ontology annotation, cellular component: keratin filament. The record is from RefSeq and is a predicted model, not a curated record. Bases 1 to 1497 code for a protein of 498 amino acids. The transcript is spliced from 12 exons. Gene Ontology annotation, biological process: apoptotic process.
AUGGCUCUGCCCACACUGCCCUUCUACUGGUGCAGCCCGCGGCUCCUGCGUCAGCAGUUAGCACGGCAGCGAGAGCAGGCGGCCCGGCUCCGGGAGCAGUGGGAUCAGAACAGCCGCUACUUCCAGCUGUCUGAUAUCUGCAGCUCCAAGCAGGCGGAGUGGAGCUCCAAGAUCUCCUACCAGCGGAGCAUGCAUGCCUACCAGCGUGAAAAGAUGAAGGAGGAGAAGAGGCGGAGCCUGGAGGCCAGACGCGAGCGACUCAGGCAGCUUGUGCUAGAGGAGCAGGACCUGCUGGCCAAGGAGCUGGAGGAGCUGAGGCUGAGCAUGAAUCUGCGGGAAAGAAGAAUCCGCGAGCGGCACAGGGACCUGAAAUCAGCCCAAGAAGAGCAGAGGAAACUGAUUGCUGAGCAGUUGCUGUAUGAGCACUGGAAAAAGAACGACCCCAAACUCCGAGAGAUUGAGCAGGACCUCCACAAGCAGCAUGUGAUAAACUGCUGGGAAACACAGAGAGAUGACAAGAAACAGCAAGAAGCCACCGAGGAGGAAGAGAAAAAGCAGUAUGAAAACGAAUACGAAACGGCCCGCAGGGAAGCGAUGGAGCGGAUGGCAGCAGAGGAGGAGAGGAGGCAGCUGGAGGAGAGGCUGCGGGCCCAGGCGCUGCUUCAGCAGAUGGAGGAGCUGAAGGUGAAGGAGAUAGAGGCGACCAAACUGAAAAAGGAGCAAGAGAACCUGCUGAAGCAACGGUGGGAGCUGGAGCAGCUGGAGGAGGACAGGAGGCAGAUGGAGGCCUUGCGGCAGAAGGCGGAGCUGGGGCGCUUUCUCAGACAUCAGUAUAACGUGCAGCUCAACAGGAGGACCCAGCAGAUCCAAGAGGAGCUGGAGGCAGACAGGCGGAUCCUCCAGGUGCUCCUUGAGAAGGAGGAUGAGAACCAGCGUAUCCACCUGGCCAGGCGGGAGCAGGCCCUGGCUGACGUGGAGUGGAUGAAGCAGGUGGUCGAGGAGCAGCUGCGGCUGGAGAGGGAACGGGAGGCAGAGCUGCAGAUGCUGCUGAGGGAUGAGGCCAAGGAGGUAUGGGAGAGGCGCGAGGCGGAGUGGGCCCGAGAAAGGAACGCCCGUGACAGACUGAUGAGUGAGGUUCUGGCAGGGCGGCAGCACCAAAUCCAAGAGAAGAUUGAACAGAACCGACGGGCGCAGGAGGAGUCCAUAAAACACAGGGAGCAGCUCAUUCGCCAUCUUGAGGAGGCGAGAGAACUGGCUCGUCGGGUCAAAGAGGAGACCGAAAAACUCAAGUCGGCCCGGAAGCAGGAGCUAGAAGCCCAGGUUGCAGAGCGCCAGCAGCAGGCAUGGGAAGAGGACCAGCAGGAGAAGGAGGAGGAGGAGGAGGCCAGGCAGGCGGAGCAGCUCACCGAUGUCCUUCUCCAGCGGGAGGCGAAGAUGAUGGCUGAGCAGGGAUACCGGCCCAAGACUUACGGACACCCCAAGAUUGCUUGGAACUGA